UCCAUUUCUGACCUGGAGAGACAUACAGCAUAUUAUUGUCAGGACUUCACGUACAGGACAUCUGAAUGCUAACGACUGGAAAACCAAUGCAGCUGGUUAUAAGGUGAGCCACCUCUACGGAUUUGGACUGAUGGAUGCUGAAGCAAUGGUGAUAGAAGCAGAAAAGUGGACAACAGUCCCUCCACAGCAUGUGUGUGUGGAGAACACGGAUCGGCAAAUCAAAACUAUACGGCCUGACAGUGUUGUCCGUUCAAUUUACAAAGCCACCGGCUGUUCAGAUAAUCCCAACCACCACGUGAUCUACUUGGAGCACGUGGUUGUACGCAUCACUAUUACUCACCCUCGACGUGGAGACUUGUCAAUUUACCUAACCUCUCCUUCUGGAACUAGGUCACAGCUCUUGGCCAACAGGUUAUUUGAUCAUUCCAUGGAAGGAUUUAAAAACUGGGAGUUUAUGACUACUCACUCCUGGAGUGAAAAAGCAGCAGGUGACUGGAUCUUGGAAAUCUGUGACACUCCAUCUCAGCUGAGAAAUUUCAAGACUCCAGGCAAAUUGAAAGAAUGGUCCUUAGUACUGUAUGGAACAUCCAUCCAGCCUUACUCACCAAGAAAUGAUUUUCCAAAAGUGGAAAGAGUGCGCUUUAGUCUGCUCGAAGACCCUACAGAAGAUUAUGGAACAGAUGACUAUUCAGGUCCCUGCAAUGCAGAAUGCAGUAAAGUAGGGUGUGAUGGGCCAGGACCAGAUCAUUGUAUUGACUGUCUGCACUACUACUACAAAUCUAAGAACAACACACGGAUCUGUGUUUCGACCUGCCCACCUGGUCACUACAAUGCAGACAAGAAACGCUGUAAAAAAUGCUCACCCAAUUGUGAAACCUGUGUUGGAAGCCAUAGUGACCAGUGCAUGACCUGUAAAUCUGGCUACUACCUGAAUGAAGUAACCAAUAGCUGUAUUACCAACUGCCCUGAUGGGUUUUACCUGGAUAAGAAUAAGAUUGUUUGCCGAAAAUGCAGUGAAAACUGUAAGAUAUGUGUUGAAUUCCAAAUCUGCACAGAAUGCACACAUGGCCUAAGUUUGCAUGGCACCAAAUGUGCUAUCCACUGUGAAGAAGGAAAAUAUCAUAAUGGUAGGGAAUGUGAACCGUGUCACCAUUCCUGUGCGACGUGUACAGGUGCUGGAGUAGAUGCUUGUAUAAACUGUACGCAGGGUUAUUUUAUGGAAGGUGGAAGAUGUGUGCAAUCCUGUAGUAGUGGUUAUUACCUUGAUCACUCUAUGGAAAGUAGAUACAAAAGCUGCAAAAGGUGUGAUGCCAGCUGUUUGGAUUGCAGCGGUCAAGGAGACAGAAACUGUACGAGCUGUCCAAGUGGCUUUAACCUAGACACUGGUGUCUGUGUAGUGGGAAAAGUCUGCAAGGAUGCCACGGAAGAGUCCUGGGCCGAGGGAGGAUUCUGUAUGCUGGUGAAAAAGAACAAUCUGUGCCAGCGGAAAGUGCUUCAGCAACUGUGUUGCAGAACAUGUACACACAAUGGGUGA
Molecule: messenger RNA, 1534 nt
Organism: Nipponia nippon (crested ibis)
Lineage: Eukaryota; Metazoa; Chordata; Aves; Pelecaniformes; Threskiornithidae
Source: RefSeq, a predicted model, not a curated record